This is a messenger RNA of Cricetulus griseus (Chinese hamster), 1840 nucleotides long. Lineage: Eukaryota; Metazoa; Chordata; Mammalia; Rodentia; Cricetidae. The record is from RefSeq and is a predicted model, not a curated record.
AGUCACAAAAGAAUACUGCCCUUGACACAAUUACUUUCAAACAGUAGAUUGCGGGGAUGGGGGAUGAGGACAUACCUUCCAACAAAAAGAAAGAUUCCAUAGAGAGAGACGAUUUGUGAUCAGAAAAGGAGACAAUGUGGAAGGAAUUGAAGAAACUUCAUCUAACACACACACACACACACAACAGAGGGGUUGUUCUCCAUCACCCACUGUCCAGCCUCCCUGCUACAGAAUCUGGCUGAAGCUUGGUGACCUGUCUCUAUGCCUCUUCUCCCUCCCAGAGCCCAACUGCUGUCACUAUGCUUUGCCAAGGAGGAGGGAACUGCAGUGACAGCAGGAGUAAGGAGAGGCCAGGCAGAGCUGUGGGACACAACAGAUAUAGGGAAGGAGGUGCCCAAACUAGGAGACAGACCCAUAGGACGGAGAGAGGAGCAGGGCAAGGGGUACUGAAAGCUUGAAACAGAGGAGGGGAGAGCAAAAGGAAGCAGAAGACAGAGGCACCAGGGAAUGAUGGGAACAAAACGGCACAACCCCAAGCUACCCUUGGCCCUAGUGCUUCUGACCCUAGGGCCUGGGUGGGCUCAAGAAGGGUCAGAGCCUGUCCUUCUGGAGGGGGAGUGCCUGGUAGUCUGUGAGCCAGGCCGACCUGCUGCAGGGGGACCUGGGGGAGCAGCUCUGGGAGAGGCACCCCCAGGAAGAGUGGCGUUUGCUGCAGUCCGAAGCCAUCACCAUGAACCAGCAGGGGAAACCGGUAAUGGCACCAUUGGCGCCAUCUACUUUGACCAGGUGCUGGUGAACGAGGGUGGUGGCUUUGAUCGGACCUCGGGCUGCUUCGUGGCCCCUGUCCGAGGAGUCUACAGCUUCCGAUUCCAUGUCGUAAAGGUGUACAACCGCCAAACUGUCCAGGUGAGUCUGAUGCUAAACACAUGGCCAGUCAUCUCAGCCUUUGCCAAUGACCCUGAUGUGACCCGAGAGGCAGCCACAAGCUCUGUGCUGCUUCCCCUGGACCCUGGGGACCGUGUAUCCCUGCGCCUUCGCCGGGGGAAUCUUCUGGGUGGUUGGAAGUAUUCAAGCUUCUCUGGCUUCCUCAUCUUCCCACUCUGAGAGCUCAAGCCUUUAAAAGACCGAUAUCUAGCAUCUGGCCCUCUGCCCUGCCCUGCUCUGCCCUGCCCUGCCUUGCCCUGCCCUGCCUUGCCCCAGAAACAAGUAUCUUUGAAACAAGAGAAAGCCCCCUUCAGGCUGCCUAUAGCCCACCUCCUUGCAUGAGAUCCUGUGUCAAACACCCAAGGCUAAGAGAGGACAAGAGCAGAGGUAUGGAAUCCCUAGACAGAACAGUCCUCACCACUACCACUCCAGUUGCCCUCCCAGCCUCUGCUGCCCCUCUCCUGCCUGCAAUUCUGGCUUAAAGCAAGAAUUGGCAAGAGAGGAGCUUGCACUACUUCACAGACUCCACUCCUCCUGUUCUCCACCCCAGCUUCCUGCUCAGUGCUAUUUGGUGACAGGUGGCACAGGUAAGCCUGGCAGGCUCCCACAGGGGCCCAGAUGGACCAGCCUCAUAGUACCUACAGACUCCAUCCUGUUAGGAGUGCCAGCGUGAGAGAUCUCAGCCAGCACUGUCUGAACAGGGGCUGACAGCCCAACCAUAAAAAGAAGUGUGGGGAGGGCCAGAGAGCAUCCUAGCUGGAGAGAUAGGAUGGGGGCCUGUGACUACCCUGAACAUGAUAAGCAUUCUGCAGAUAAACUGGGACAGUCAGCAGGCAGGAAUCCUGCCAUCCAUCUGUGCCAGGUCCCGGUGGACUCUGGUCCUCAUCUCCUGACCUCAUCUUCUGAGGCAUGCAUA